AUGGCAUCUCGGAUCACCACGUCUCUUGUUGGAUCCGCUGCGGUGUGCGGCAUCAGCAGUAGCUUCAGCAGCACGCGCCGCGGCGCUAACGUCUUGAAGAUGUGGCGGCGCGCGAUUGCAUGGCGCGUGGGGCGCUUCAGCGAGAAAGAGCAGUGCGCUAUGCGCUCCCCCCGUGCGUCACUCGGCUUCUCCCCUCUGCGACCCAAGCCCGUGGCUAAGCCGCCCAGCAAGAAGCCCAGGCCCAGGGAUGUGAUGGGUACCGCUGCUGCUGUGAAGCCCAGAGCGGUGCAGAGCGGUCAAGCGACCGUCGCAGCUGCAGCAGUCAAAGCCACGGCAGCUAAGGCGACAGCAGCAAAGACGACGGAAGCUAAGUUGGUGACUCCAGCCAAGGCGACGCCAGCCAAAGCGGCGCCAACUAAGGCGACACCAGCUAAGGUGACCCCAGCCAAGGCGACGCCAGCUAAGGUGGCGCCACCAACCAAGGCCGUGCCAGCUAAGGCGACACCUCCAGGACCUACUGCGACGGUAGAUGUGAAAGCUGCAAGUGCAAAGGGUGUUGUGGGAGAGACGGGAGGAGAGGUGGAGGAAUGUGGUGAGCUGGAAUGGGAAGGCAUGGCACGAGGGGGAAUGACAUGCCCUUGGAUCCUCUGCUGA
This is a messenger RNA of Closterium sp. NIES-65, 654 nucleotides long. The record is from the annotation of a GenBank genome assembly. Lineage: Eukaryota; Viridiplantae; Streptophyta; Zygnematophyceae; Desmidiales; Closteriaceae.